UACCUUGAGAAACAUAUCAAUUGCUCUAUAGAGGCCGUCAUGGCAUUUCCAAGCAACAUUUCUGCUAGAACCUCAAACUUGGGUGAUGGAUAAACAUGGAUCUUUUGCAGAUUUGGCUAAGUAAUUGUCCAAUAGCCUUGGCUUUUUUGGACCCUUGCUGCUCUUGCAUCAAGAAAUACUCAUGACAAAGAAAACUGUUGAAGACAGAACCAUGGUAAAAAUUCAAGUUACUAGAAUCCAAGUUCUGAUUCUUCCAAUCUUAGUUGUCUAGAGUUGCAAUUACCAGUCUCAUAUAUACUUGAAGACUGUCAAGCUAACACAUGUUUCUUUUAUUAAAUACACUGCUUUGAUUAAUCUUUGAUCACAUAUGUUGUGAAAGUAGUUUCCGGUCGAGGAUAAAAGCCAGAGUAUUUUUUAUUUUAUUUUAAAUUUUUUUUAAAUUUUAUUCACUUCAAAAACCUUUGUACAACCUGAUGCUACUUGUGUAGAAAAGUAAUCAUAUAGAAAAGUUAAGAGGAAAAAUAAAAAAAUCAUCUACUCCCAAACCAUAUUUCUGUGGCCUUCUCAUGUCUGCCUCCAGCUUUCUUUUUCAAAGAAGAGAUCCUAUUUCUGAUCAUCUUAUCCAAAGCCAGACUAUUUGAGUUAUUAGGAAUCAGAAGAAUGACAAGAACUCCAGACAAGAGAACAUUAGCAAGUUGUCCAGUAUACAAAAAAUAAAACACUAAGGCUCUCUUAUCAGUAUAAGGACCUUGGCAUACUUUUAUACUGCAACAACAUUAUGACCUCAUGUUGAUAAAAAAUGUUAUGACACAAAGCCAACAGUAUCUCCAGUUUCUUUCUAGCUCUAUGAAGAACGUUCAGAGGCAAUUCUCUAACAAAUCUAAGAAGUGUGUGGUAAAAACAAGAAUCAACUCCUGUCAUGUCCACGAACUAUCUUGUAGGCACUACUGCAACCGGUAUAUCUACUUUGCCCCACGAAACUUGACUGCAUCAUCUGUUACAUAGAAAUAAACAAAAAGAAACUUGACUGCAUCAUACAUAUUGUGCAAUGUGUUACACUUCCUUUGAGAAGAUAAGCUUGUUGUAACAAAGAAAAUAAGUCUAUUUUCCUUGACUAUCAUUAUUCAUACGGAAAUUUGGAGUGUUUUCACCUUCAUAAGGUUCUACACGGCAUCGUUUGAAGAUAUCACCAUCGUCCUCAAUCCAGCUCGUUGUUUGUGUGCAUUAGUUAAUUUUUUCUGCAACACUUGAGUUAUGAUGCAAAUAUUUUUAUUUAAUCAAACUUGAUUUAUGUGCAUUAGAAGAAAAUUUAAGACGUAUUUUUUUGUUUGCAUCAACGUUUAUUUUCUUUUUCUUUCGAGUAAAGAAUGCAUUUUUAGUCUCUUUUAACAUGUAAACUGUGAACAUAAAAAUAUGUUUAUGGUUGACCCAAAAAAAAAAGUGAUCCCCAUACAUUAUUGCACAAGAAAAGAAAGAGAAAUUGAUUACUCUGAUAGUUUAUUUCAUGUUUUGCUUUGACAAAAGUGAGUAAUUCAUCUAAACAGAACUUUGAAUAAUUUUAAUUUGCUAUAACUAUGCAAAUUAAUCAAUUUCAAUUUUGCUAAAAAUUAUUUAGAUAUUUUAUUUCCCUUUUCUUUAUCAAUAAAAAUUAUAUUGGCGGUUACUUUUCGCGUCUACAGAGCCAUAAUAUAAACGCGUCAAACUCAAACCUCGUCUUCGACUCUCACCUGAAAAAUCGAAACCUCUCAGAUCUAAUCCCCUCCAUCGUUACGGUGACGAUCGAUCUCUUGACAGCGAGAAAUGGCGGCGGUGACACCAUUAGCAAAGUUCAAGCUCGUCUUCCUCGGAGAUCAAUCCGUCGGCAAGACCAGCAUCAUCACCCGUUUCAUGUACGACAAAUUCGACACCACUUAUCAGGCAACUAUUGGGAUUGAUUUUUUGUCGAAGACAAUGUACCUUGAGGAUAGGACUCUUCGUCUCCAGCUAUGGGAUACUGCCGGGCAGGAAAGGUUUCGAAGUCUGAUACCAAGUUAUAUCAGAGAUUCCUCUGUUGCUGUCAUUGUCUAUGAUGUUGCUAAUAGGCAGUCAUUCUUGAACACCUCCAAGUGGGUUGAGGAUGUUCGUACAGAGAGAGGUAACGAUGUCAUAAUUGUUCUGGUGGGUAACAAAACAGAUCUCGUUGACAAGAGGCAAGUGUCGAUAGAGGAAGGGGAUAACAAAGCUCGUGACUUUGGAGUGAUAUUCAUAGAGACGAGUGCAAAAGCUGGAUUUAACAUCAAGCCACUAUUCCGAAAGAUUUCAGCAGCAUUACCAGGAAUGGAUACACUUUCUUCAGCGAAACAAGGCGAUAUGGUUGAUGUCAACCUAAAGUCAUCCAACCAUUCGUCUCAAGCGGAGCAACAAAGUGGUGGCUGUUCGUGUUGAUUAAUUUUUGUUAAAAAAUAUACUUUUAACAGCAACGGAGUAUGGAGAUUUUUUUAAAGAUUCACAACUUGAUUGAGUAAAUAAACUCUGGUGUAAGGAAAGAGAAUUUUUACUUGGCAACUCCUAGUAUUCUUUAAGAUGUUUUGAGUUCAAUAUUGAGCUGUGUAAUAAUGACGCUUGAAAGCUUAAGACAAAAUGUUUUGCUCUGUUCUGA
This is a messenger RNA of Brassica rapa (field mustard), 2638 nucleotides long. RefSeq names its product ras-related protein RABH1e. NCBI's taxonomy places the organism in Eukaryota, Viridiplantae, Streptophyta, Magnoliopsida, Brassicales, Brassicaceae. Gene Ontology annotation, molecular function: GTPase activity; GTP binding. The record is from RefSeq and is a predicted model, not a curated record.